AUGGGCAUCUUGCGCGCGGCUGCGGAAGGCGGAGCUGAAGCCAGUGUGAAAAGCUCACGUGUCCCGCUUCAUCCUCCGCCUCUCAACAGCAAAAUGGCGACUAUUGACUUCGACUCGUCCGUAGAUCCAGAGAUGGACCUUACCAGCGACGAGGAGUUAGAGAGGGAAGCUGAAGGCUUCAAAGAGCAGGGAAAUGCCUUUUACGUCAAAAAGGACUAUGCUGAAGCGUUCAACUCAUACACCAAGGCCAUCGAUCUGUGCCCAAAAAAUGCCAGUUACUAUGGCAACCGUGCGGCCACGCUAAUGAUGCUGAGCCGAUACAGAGAUGCAUUGGAGGACUCCCAGCAGGCCGUGCGGCUAGAUGAUACUUUCAUGAAGGGUCACAUGCGUGAGGGCAAGUGCCACCUGUUGCUUGGCAAUGCAAUGGCUGCCAGCCGCUGCUUCCAGAAGAUUCUAGAUUUGGAACCUGACAACAGCCAAGCCCAACAGGAGAUGAAGAAUGCUGAGUCUGUUCUGGAGUACGAGCGCAUGGCUGAGAUCAGCUUUGAGAAGCGAGACUUCAGGAUGGUGGUGUUCUGUAUGGAUCGGGCACUAGAGUAUGCGUCUGCAGAUCACAGGUUCAAGGUGCUGAAAGCAGAGUGUCUGGCACUGCUAGGACGUUACCCAGAGGCCCAGUCUGUUGCCAGUGAUAUUUUGCGGAUGGACUCCACAAAUGGUGAUGCCCUGUAUGUGCGGGGAUUAUGUCUGUACUAUGAAGACUGCAUUGAUAAGGCUGUCCAAUUCUUCAUUCAAGCACUACGGAUGGCACCCGAUCAUGAGAAGGCCCGUUUGGCCUGCAGAAAUGCUAAAGCCCUGAAGGCUAAGAAAGAUGAAGGGAAUAAAGCAUUUAAAGAUGGCAGCUAUGAGGAAGCUUAUGACCUCUACUCUGAGGCACUGACCAUCGACCCAAACAACAUCAAAACCAAUGCCAAGCUCUACUGUAACAGAGCCACAGUUGGAUCCAAGUUAAACAAACUGGAGCAGGCCAUCGAGGACUGCACAAAUGCUAUUAAACUGGAUGAGUCCUAUAUUAAGGCUUAUUUGAGAAGAGCGCAGUGUUACAUGGACACAGAGCAGUAUGAAGAGGCCGUCCGAGACUACGAGAAGGUCUAUCAAACAGAGAAGACUAAAGAGCACAAGAACCUGUUGAAGAAUGCUCAGUUGGAGCUAAAAAAGAGCAAGAGGAAAGAUUAUUACAAAGUUCUGGGAGUGGGAAAAAAUGCCACUGAAGAUGAAAUCAAGAAGGCCUACCGCAAACGAGCUCUAAUGCACCAUCCAGAUCGACAUAGUGGAGCGAGUACUGAGGUGCAGAAGGAGGAAGAGAAGAAGUUUAAGGAGGUGGGCGAGGCCUUCACUGUGCUGUCUGAUCCCAAGAAAAAGUCCCGUUACGACAGUGGCCACGAUCUGGAGGAAGAAGACAUGAAUAUGGACUUUGAUGCCAACAACAUUUUUAAAGCAUUCUUUGGUGGUCCUGGUGGGUUCAGUUUCGAAGCUUCUGGUCCUGGAAAUUUCUUCUUCCAGUUUGGUUAACUUGGCUUCCAGCAUGUAUGCAGUAGUUCCACAACCUCUGAAUUCCCCUGACCCGGACUGCUCCCCUCCAUCCCUGCUCUCUGUGUAACGGGCACGGCCCCACAGUUGGACGUGCGUCUGUGCCAUUGACUUGUUUUACUGUUUUUGCACAAAGACAACAACAGCAAGGGCAUGACCAUUCUGUACCAGACAAACGUGAUUCAUUGCACAGCUCUCUUUGACAGGUGUCCUUUUUUAGCCCAUGUUAUACAGCUCUAGUUUUUUUUUUGUUUGUUUUUUUAAAUCAUCCAAAUGCAUCACCAUCUUCACAUUUAAUAUUUUCAAGAACAUUUAGAAAUUAAUAUUUUGGUGAAUUUUUCCAUUUCCAAAAGCCUUGACCACAUAUUAAGAUGAUGUAUUUGAUAAGUGGGAGAACUUACUCAGAAUGUUUCAAGGUGCCUACAUGCCUUCGUCAAAUCCACAGUUUCUCCCAGACACUGAAUAGGAGUACUUUGUGAUUGUUCACCCAAAAUGAUUAUUUUCUCACCCUCAUGUUUUUCCAAACCUGUAUGACUUUCAUGGAGCACAUAAGAUGUCAAGUGCUAGUCUGUCACCAUUCACUUUCACUGCAUCAUCCAUACAAUAAAAGUGAAUGGUGACUGAUAAUAACAUAGUGCUCAACUUCUUUUGUGUUUCAUUGAUGGAAUGAAGUCCUAGGGGUUUGGACUGACAUGAGGGCGAGUAAAUGAUGACAGAACAUCCAUUUAUGGGGUAAACUAGACCAUUAGUACUCAAGUCUCAUUUCCUGUCAUCCCAUACACAGCCCCCCACAAGCAUAUUUUACAGUUCACAAAAUGAUCCAAAUCAUCUAUAUCCAAAGGACGUCAGUAAAAAAAAAAAAUAUGGAGUAAUGCAGGUAUUAAUUAUUGCUAGUGAACAUAGGUUGUUUAAAAAUGUCAAAAUUCCACAGAUUAUAUUUAUGCAACAUUGUAAACCAUUUUUUAAAAGACCUCAGCAAACAUUUGCCAUUUGAAUGGGAGCGCAUCAUGCCAAAACUCAUUAGAAAUUAUUAAUGCAGGCCAGGUGUACUCUCUCAUUGAUUUGGGUAAACCAAUACAGAUUGUUUGACUACUGCAUACAGAGAUUUGAAGAGAGUGCGUUAAAGUUUGCCAUUUUGAGCACCUAAUGGCCACACCCCUCUCUGUAAAGUUCAUUGUCAAUGUUGCCAUUCAAACCCUCGCUGCAUUGUACAUUUUACUGGAAUGUAAAGUGUUUCUUUUGUGUUGAUAGUUUAUGACUGUUUAAUUUUUUUUAACUAUGGAAUACACUUACAUUUUUUUGAUAUGUAUAUUUAUUGUAAAUUUGCUGGAUGUGAGCCUUGGAAGGAUGAAGCAUCUUUAGAUGCACUAGGAUCUUAACUCUUUUAGGUUAAACUCUGAGAGAGAGAGAGAGAGAGAGAGACUAAUGUUUGGAUGGCAUUGAUUUGUCCAUUGCUGAAUUAAAGAGCCUUUUGAGGGACUUGUUUUGGAUAUCAGACAAGCUGCAUUGUGUAUGUUAUGGAUCCAUGUAAGUUGAGGGCUUGGUCGGUGAGCCACAAUUGUUUGUCUCCUCUGAUUUUAACUAAAGCCUUUAAUUGAUUUGUUGUGCUCCAGCAUUCACUUACUGUAUUUGACAGUUUACUAUUUAACAAUGAAACAUUUGUCUGGAAUACCUUCAAAUUGCUCAUCUUGAAAGAUCUACAGUGCAUUUGUAAGACACUUUCCUUGCUGACUUUGCUCACUAUGCAGGAACAGUCUUGACUAUGGACCGUUUUUAAAAAGCCAUGUAAAUAAAGUAAGCCUCUUUCUGUUUUCCCCCUUCACCAAAUGCUCAUUCUCUGUAGCACAUUUUAUAGUGAUUUAUGUUUAGCCCAACCAGGAAUGUUUUUAAUGCUGUAGUUUCACAAGUGAUCUUCAAGAGGUUUAGAAUGUUUGCUGAAACAAAUAUCAUUCUUUUAUGUUGGGGGAAAUAAUUUCUUUAUUACUACUUGGAAAAAUGGGAUGUGUGGCAGCAGUGCAAUGCAAAAAAUCAUGCAGAUAUGGGUAAGGAACUUCAGUUAAUGUUCACAUCAACCAUAAGAAUGUGGAAAAAAAAAUAAUCUCAGCAAUUUCGACCACGGCAUGAUUGGUUUCAAACGGGCUGCUUUGAAUGUUUCUGUAACUGCUAAUCUCCUGUGAUUUUAAUGCACAACAGUCUCUAGAGUGUUAAGAGAAUGGUGCGAAAAUGGUAAACAUCCAGCGAGAGGCAGUUCUGUGGACUGAAAUGCCUUGUUAAUGUCAGAGGAGAAUGGCCAGACUGGUCCAAGCUGACAGAAAGGUGGCAGUAACCUAAAUAGCCACACAUUACAACAGUGUUAUGCAGAAAAGAGUUUCUGAAUAUACAACAUGUCAAAUAUUGAGGUGGUUGGGCUACAGCAGCAGACAACACCUCCGGGUACCACUACUGUUAGCUUAGAAUAGGAAACUGAGGCUGCAGUGGGCACAGGCUCACCAAAACUGGACCAUAGACUAUUAUGAAAACACCUGGUCUGACAAAUCACGAUUUCUGCUGCAACAUGCAGACGGCAGGCCCACUGCAGCCUCAGCUUUCUGUUCUUGGCUAACAAGUGGAACCCAAUGUGGUAUUCUGCUGUUGUCACAACAACCUUGUGCCGAACACGUUCAAAACAUUGGAGAUGAUAGGGGACAUCAAGAGAAAUCACCCCCUCACCAUCCUGAACAGCACUGUGGCAGCAGUGGAGUCAUUCAUGUUCCUGGGCUCUACCAUCUCACAGGACCUGAAGUGGGACACCCACAUAGACGAAGUUCAACCUGCCACAGGAGCUGCUGACUCUGUUCUACUCGGCCAUUAUUGAAUCUGUCCUGUGUACAUCUAUAACUCUGGUUUGAUUCAGACAGAAGGAAACUACAACAGGACUGCUGACAGGAUUAUUGGUACCCACCCUCCAAGAGCUGUAUGUCUCCAGAGUGAGGAAACAUGCAGGUAGAAUCACUCUGGACCCCAUACACCCUGCCCAUGCCCUUUUUGAACUGUUGCCCUCUGGCCAGUGCUCCAGAGAACUCAGCACCAGGACAUCCAGGCACAAGAACAGUUUUUAACCUUAGGCCUUUUACCACAUGAAUAACUUAACUGCCUUCAGGACUCCUGUAGUGCAAUAAUGUAUAAAUAUAACAUGUACAUAUGUAAAAUCACUCAUUUAAUUAAAUAACUAUACAUACCCCUACCUUGCACAUAUAUUACCACAUGUUCAAAUGACAUUCUAUGUUGGUAUUUUUUUUUUUUUGUAGGUCUUUAUACUCUUACCUUGUUUAUAUUUUGUCUCACUAUAAUGUUCUGUGUGCACUUGUUUCUCCUAAUACAUGAGCACACUUGUCAAUAAAGCUCAUUCUGAUUGUAGCCAAUCUGCCUCAAGGAUUGACCAUUCUGAGAUGCUAUUGUGCUCACUACAGUUGUACACAGUGGUUAUCUGAGUUACCAUAGACAUUAUGGCCAUUCUCCAUUGACCUCUUAUCAACAAGGCAUUUCCGUCCACAGAACUGCCACUUCCUGGAUGUUUUUUUCUUCUUCGCACCAUUCUCUGUAGACUAGGGACUGUUGUGUGUAAAAAUCCAAGGAGAUCACCAGUUACAGAAAUAUUCAAACCAGCCAGUCUGGCACCAACAAUCAUGCCACGGUUCAUGUCACGAAGAUCACAUUUUUCCCCAUUAUGAUGGUUGAUAUGAACAUUAACUGAAGCUCCUGACCCGUAUCUGAAUUCUUUUAAGCAUUU
Xyrauchen texanus (razorback sucker) is the source of this 5356-nucleotide messenger RNA. RefSeq names its product dnaJ homolog subfamily C member 7-like. Lineage: Eukaryota; Metazoa; Chordata; Actinopteri; Cypriniformes; Catostomidae. The record is from RefSeq and is a predicted model, not a curated record. Gene Ontology annotation, molecular function: protein binding. The coding region runs from base 1 to 1569 and encodes 522 amino acids. The transcript is spliced from 14 exons.